Messenger RNA from Striga hermonthica, 1587 nucleotides. Lineage: Eukaryota; Viridiplantae; Streptophyta; Magnoliopsida; Lamiales; Orobanchaceae. The record is from the annotation of a GenBank genome assembly.
AUGGAGAUUCGGUUAAUUCUGCUUUUGUUCUCGCUAAUUGCGUGCGGAUUAGCUGAGCCAAUUGUGUAUUCCGCGAGGCUGGUGCACAGAUUCUCGGACGAAGCGAGGGCACACGCCGGAGUUAGGGUUUCGAAAAAUGGAGCUGGAGCGGGUGGCGGUCCGUGGCCGCAGCGGCGGAGUUUGGAGUAUUACCGGCGGCUGUUGAGCAGCGAUGUCCAGCGGCAGACGCUUAAGCUGAACCCUCAGUAUCAAUUUCUCUAUCCGUCCGCGGGCAGCGGCACAUUGCCUCUGGGGAAUGACUUUGGAUGGCUAAAUUAUAUGUGGAUUGCCUUAGGCACACCAAAAGUCUUAUUUCUUGUGGCGUUGGAUACUGGAAGUGAUCUAUCUUGGGUUCCAUGUGAUUGUGUUCAAUGCGCACCAUUAUCCUCUAGUUACUAUGGCAGUCUGGAUCAAGAUCUUAACGAGUACAAUCCUUCUAGCUCCAGCACCAGCAAAACUCUCUCCUGCAGUCAUCACUUGUGUAAUAUGGGCCCUGAAUGUCUGAAUCCUAAGCAGCAAUGUUCAUAUACGGUCAACUAUUAUUCAGAUGAUACCUCAACUUCUGGAUUCCUGGUUCAAGAUGUUCUUCAUCUUCUUCCCGGCCAUUCUGAUGGGUUGAACAAAUCUGUUAGAGCUCCAGUCGUUAUUGGGUGUGGUAGUAAACAAACCGGUGGUUACCUGAGUGGAGUUGCACCUGACGGUCUAUUGGGUCUGGGACUCGGAGAAAUUUCUGUCCCAAGUUUUCUUGCCAAAGCAGGAUAUAUUAAGAACUCAUUUUCUCUGUGUUUUAAUGAAGAUGAUUCUGGGAGGCUUUUAUUUGGGGACCAGGGAGUAGGUGGCCAAGAAACUACUCCAUUUUUGCCAUUUAAUGGAAAAAAUUCAACUUAUAUUGUUGGAGUGGAUGCAUGCUGCAUUGGGAGUACAUGUCUUAAUGAGACGAAUGUCGAAAUGCUUGUUGAUAGUGGAACGUCAUUUACCUUUCUUCCAGAUCAAAUCUACCAAAGAGUGGUUGAGGAGCUUGACAGACAAGUUAAUGCUUCAAAAUCUACCUUCAAAGGCUACCCAUGGCAAUAUUGCUACAAGUCGAGUUCCCUUGAGGUGUCAAAUGUUGUUCCUUCAUUCACUCUCAAGUUUGCAUCAGCUAAAGGUUUUGUCAUCAAGAAUCCUGUUUUUGAUAUUUACGGAACUCAGGGUGCAGUUGGAUUUUGUUUAGCAAUACAACCAACAAAAGAGAUCGUUGGGACUAUUGGACAGAACUUCAUGACGGGGUAUCAGAUUGUAUUUGAUAGGGAAAAUUUAAGGCUGGGCUGGUCCCGUUCAAAUUGCCACGAUCUGAAUAAUGGGUUGCCACUAAAUGCAUCGAGUAGCAGCAACUCUCCUAAUUCACUGCCUUCAACCGAGCAACAGAGUGGGCCUAACAGCCACGCAGUUUCGCCUGCAGUUGCCGAGAGGACACCCUCCAAAUCCUCAAUCACAUGCCCCUCAUAUUUGGUGAACUUCUUCCUGUUGCUUUUCAUAAAUAUAUUGCCUUUUGAAGUUUUCAUGUAA